AAGUAACACAGCUACAACGCACAGACCUUCAAGACAACAGGAUGGCAAAAUUUUUGACACAGGACCAAAUUAAUGAAUUUAAAGAAUGCUUCUCACUGUAUGACACCAAGCGUAAAGGAAAGAUCAAUGCCCCGGACCUGCUGACAGUGAUGCGAUGCUUGGGGACAAGUCCAACCCGUGGGGAGGUGGAUCGGCACUUGCAAGUCCACAAAAUAGGUUCCAAUGGUGAAGUCGACUUUUCCACAUUCCUCACCAUAAUGCAUCGCCAAAUACAGCAAGAGGACCCUAAGACAGAAAUCCUGGAGGCUAUGCUGAUGACAGACAAGCAGAAAAUGGGCUACAUUCAGGCCUCUGAGCUACGAGCCAAGUUAACAGGCCUUGGAGAGAAGCUCACCGACAAAGAAGUAGACGACCUGCUAAAGGAGGCUAAUGUGGAGCCCAAUGGCAUUGUGCAUUAUGAAGAGUUUGUUACCAUGAUUACACUGCCACCACCAGACUACUAACAAAGCAGAAACCAAAUGAGCAAAAGUCGCAAAAGCCCAGAUGAAACAUGGCCCCCCUCUGUGCUGGUGGUUCCUCGUCUUACACUAUUAAGCACUGACAAAAGUAGGAAGCAGACAACAAUAAAAGAAGCAACUUGUGCGGCUACAGGUAAAAACUAAAAAGUAAGAAUGGGAAAUCAGAUAAAUGUAAACAACCUGUUGUAAAAACAAAUAAAAAAAAUACUUAGCAAUUCAUAUGGGGCUUUUUCAAUUAAAAUGUUUUCAGUAAAUUAUUUAAACCCAGGUUUAACGUACAAAACUGCAUGCUACUAAACUACAUAAAUUCAUCAUUUUGUAUGAGGUUCCUAUUGAAUGUUACUUCCACAAGUGGUCUUUCCGAGUUGGAAAAUUACUUUUUAAAGUGAAUACCUUAAAGCUGAGAAGAGGAAGUUGUAAUGUGUUCAUAUUUCUACCGCUUUGCAUCAUUCUGCAUGGCAGUUUUCAAUCCUGGGUAGCUCAUGUCAACUACA
This is a messenger RNA of Erpetoichthys calabaricus (reedfish), 1012 nucleotides long. RefSeq names its product calmodulin-like 4a (gene calml4a). Gene Ontology annotation, molecular function: calcium ion binding. Bases 42 to 503 code for a protein of 153 amino acids. Gene Ontology annotation, cellular component: myosin II complex. The transcript is spliced from 5 exons. NCBI's taxonomy places the organism in Eukaryota, Metazoa, Chordata, Cladistia, Polypteriformes, Polypteridae. The record is from RefSeq and is a predicted model, not a curated record.